UUUGUAGCUCGCUUUUGGCUUAUCCCGGCGGAGUUGCUCUAGGGGAUUGAGGGCAGAACGGCUGUCAUUGCCAUGGAUUUUCGCUCCACUCGCGCCGGGCUUUAAGCGCCUUUAGAGCCAUUAAUGCCGGCCCUUUUGGUAUCUGAGGCAGAAAUAGAUCAAAAGUCAGACCCACACACACGCCGGACCAGAUGAACUGGGACAGGGGUCAAGGAUUGUGACAAAGGCGAAGAUGGCGCUGGAGAAGGCAGUCCCUCCCGUUGGUGGCACAUUUUUAUUGGUCAUUAGUGCGAGCCUCUAUCGGCAUUCGUAAGCAUUUACACAUCGUUAAACUUUCAUUUCCGGCAAAUUAAGCGCAUUUUAUGUACCUUCUCCGUUCGGUCGCCCUCAGCUGGCCGCCUCCUCCGCCUCCUCCUCCGCAUCCUGCCCUGCUGUUGGGGUCACCCGUUGGUCGGUGUCAGCAGAAUGACCACAACAAGCGGACACUGAGAGAAAUCAGAGGUAGAAUGAAUGCCAGCGCAUGUAAGCAAGUCUAAAAGAAUAUUCCACACAGCUUUUGAUUAUUUUUAUAGAUACAUCAAAUAUAGAUUUCCUGCUGGAAAAUGAAGAUUCACAAUCGCAGAUUUGCGUAUCGCAACAUUUUCUCUGACUGCAGGAAAGCUGCCCCACUAGGCUCGUGCUCAUGUCCCGGACUUAAGCAUAUUUAAUGGAGGGCAAGCAAAUGGGCACCGCCUCCGGGCGUGUCCCUUUCAUUGUUUGUCUUUCAAUCGAAAGUCAAUAGCAAGGCUGCGUGGAGGAGUAUAAAAGGUCCGUCACUGGGAAGCCGUACGACUUUCCUCGAUCGCACGAUGUCGUUUUGGGCAGUGAGUCGUGGCCUGACGCCGCCCUCGAAGGUAGUGCCCAUGCUGAAUCCCAACCAGCGCCAGUUUCUGGAGGACGAGGUGCGCUACCGGGAGAAGCUGAAGCUGAUGGCUCGUGGCGAUGCCAUGGAGGAGGUGUACGUGCGCAAGCCGGAAACUGUGGACGAUCCCCUGGAACUGGACAAGCACGAUUCCUUCUACCAGACCACCAAGAGCCUUCUGGUGCUUUUCCAGAUAAUGGGCGUGAUGCCCAUUCACCGCAAUCCGCCCGAGAAGAACCUGCCCCGAACGGGCUACUCCUGGGGCUCCAAGCAGGUCAUGUGGGCCGUCUUCAUCUACAGCUGCCAGACGACCAUUGUGGUUCUGGUGCUGCGCGAGCGGGUGAAAAAGUUCAUCACCAGCCCGGACAAGCGCUUCGAUGAGGCCAUCUACAACGUAAUCUUCAUCAGUCUGCUAUUCACCAACUUUCUGCUCCCGGUGGCCAGUUGGCGGCACGGUCACCAGGUGGCCAUCUUCAAGAACAUGUGGACCAACUACCAGUACAAAUUCUUCAAGACCACCGGCUCGCCGAUCGUCUUUCCGAAUCUCUACCCACUCACCUGGUCGCUGUGCGUCUUCUCCUGGCUCCUGAGCAUCGCCAUCAACCUGUCGCAGUACUUCCUGCAGCCGGACUUCCGGCUGUGGUACACAUUCGCCUACUACCCCAUCAUCGCCAUGCUCAACUGCUUCUGCAGUUUGUGGUACAUCAACUGCAAUGCAUUUGGAACUGCAAGUCGCGCUCUUUCCGACGCUCUGCAGACCACCAUUCGGGGCGAGAAGCCCGCCCAGAAACUGACCGAGUACCGCCAUCUGUGGGUGGACCUGAGUCACAUGAUGCAGCAGCUGGGACGAGCGUACUCCAAUAUGUACGGCAUGUACUGUCUAGUCAUCUUCUUCACAACGAUCAUCGCCACUUACGGCAGCAUCAGCGAAAUCAUCGACCACGGAGCAACCUACAAGGAGGUGGGCCUGUUCGUCAUUGUGUUCUACUGCAUGGGCCUGCUGUACAUCAUCUGCAACGAGGCGCACUACGCCUCCCGAAAGGUCGGACUUGACUUCCAGACCAAGCUGCUCAAUAUUAACCUGACCGCCGUGGACUCUGCCACCCAGAAGGAAGUGGAGAUGCUGCUUGUGGCCAUCAACAAGAACCCGCCCAUCAUGAAUCUGGACGGGUAUGCAAACAUCAACCGCGAGCUGAUCACGACCAACAUCUCGUUCAUGGCCACCUAUCUCGUGGUCCUGCUGCAGUUUAAGAUCACGGAGCAGAGACGCGUUGGUCAGCAGCAGCCCUAGUUCCCAAAUCAAUCUUUCCCAUGAAGUUGUUCUCGCCAAGCUGGGCCAAAAAUAAAAUUCUUUUGGUUUGAAUUGUACAUAAAUCGAUAUGCUAUAUCAACAACGAGUUUAAUAAGGCUUUUGUUGUAACUCUGGUCGAAACUUGCCUUCAAAUUGUGCCACAACCAAAAUGUUUACUUUUUGAAUAGCCUUAGACCCAAACUAAA
This is a messenger RNA of Drosophila erecta, 2398 nucleotides long. RefSeq names its product gustatory and odorant receptor 21a (gene Gr21a). Gene Ontology annotation, cellular component: neuronal cell body; membrane; dendrite. The transcript has 4 exons. Gene Ontology annotation, biological process: sensory perception of taste. The record is from RefSeq and is a predicted model, not a curated record. Bases 849 to 2192 code for a protein of 447 amino acids. Lineage: Eukaryota; Metazoa; Arthropoda; Insecta; Diptera; Drosophilidae.